Astyanax mexicanus (Mexican tetra) is the source of this 2207-nucleotide messenger RNA. It is a transcript of the gene necab3, whose product is annotated as N-terminal EF-hand calcium binding protein 3. Gene Ontology annotation, molecular function: calcium ion binding. NCBI's taxonomy places the organism in Eukaryota, Metazoa, Chordata, Actinopteri, Characiformes, Acestrorhamphidae. Gene Ontology annotation, cellular component: Golgi cis cisterna; cytoplasm; endoplasmic reticulum. The coding region runs from base 219 to 1298 and encodes 359 amino acids. Gene Ontology annotation, biological process: regulation of amyloid precursor protein biosynthetic process. The record is from RefSeq and is a predicted model, not a curated record. The transcript has 13 exons.
GAGGAGGAGGGAGCGACAGCAGCAGCAGCUUCAGCAGCAGCAGCAUCAUUUCAGUACAGUAUCUGUAACACAGCCUGUGCAGCAUCAGCACCACCAGUCUGAGAUUGAGAAAGCAGUUUCAGACAGCACAAAGAAAAGGCUCCUGCCCGCCGAAUCUGACCAAUUACAUUACCCUCUGCUUCUCAGACUCCUCAGUAAUCUUCCAGAUCCUCCUGAAGAUGCUGGCCUGCACAGAGAUGAUCACUAUGUGUCUCCAGUCGGCGAAGCGAGAGCAUCUGCGCUCCAAGCAACAACAGCAGCUGCAGCAGAACCAUGGACUUUCCAUUUUUCACGACAUUUUCCGGCGUGCAGACAAAAACGAUGACGGAAAGCUCUCAUUUGAAGAGUUCAAAGCAUACUUUGCUGACGGGAUUCUGACAACCGAUGAGCUCCAGGAGCUGUUCUAUUCCAUUGACGGCCGACAGGCAAACAAUCUCGACACAGACAAGCUGUCAGACUACUUUUCUCAGCAUCUCGGGGAGUAUCUGAACGUCCUCUCGGCUCUAGAGAAGCUCAAUGUUGCCAUCCUGAAAGCAAUGGACAAAACUAAAGAGGAGUACCAGGGCUCCUCUGUGUUAGGGCAGUUCGUGACACGCUUCAUGUUGAAGGAGACGUCCAGCCAACUGCUGUCUCUUCAGAUGUCUCUGCAGUGUGCCAUGGAGGCCGUGGAGGAGCAGAGUAGCCCUGCACCGGCCGAGGUGAAGGUACCAGAGCAUCUGUCGGUACAGAAGAAUAACAGGAGAUGUGGACGCAAAGUGCAGAAAAACAUGUGUCUGUCUCCUACAGACCCGUACUCUGGAAUCCUCACUACAGGUGUUAGUGUGGAUACAGAUGAUCACUGGUCUUCUCAGAUCAACAGACUCCAGCAGCUCAUUGACAAACUGGAAUGCCAGAGUCCAAAGCUGGAGCCCCUGAAAGAAGACCCUCUGGCCAGCACGUAUAAAUCAAACAUUCUGUUGGUGCAGAGGCAGAUGGCAGUGACAGAGGAAAAUCUUGAAGAGUUCCAAAAGGCCCUGAAAAGCUAUGCUGAUUCCACCACCAAUCAGAGUGACAACCUUCAUGUGUCCAUCCAGAAGCUGCCUGAGAAGAGCUGCUACAUAAUAUAUGAGUUCUGGCAGGAUCGCAUCUCCUGGAUGAGUUAUCUGCAGUCUGAGGCCAGUAAGACUUUCCAGCGCUGUAUCAUAGACAUGCUGGAGGAUCCUGAACUCAUCUCUACGAUGCUUAUGCCUGCAUCCUGGUGGAUCAUGACAAACAAUUAACUCCCGAAAGAGCAGUGUGCUGUGCCUCCACCCCUCCAAAACAACCACAAUCUGAAAGCGAUCCUGCGUGUGUUCGCCUCUCCCCGAGCUAGAGAACAGCGUACUCAUCUCCUCCUCACUUGACUGUACCUCAUGGCUUCGUUUUUGUGUUCCUUCAACAAUCCUUCUGUACAAAAAAAGAGUAAAAAAAAAAAAAGAAAACAGCAGCCAGGCAUGGUUCUAAUCUCUCUAGCAUGUAUAGAAAAUUAAAGUGAGUUUUUUUUUGCUCCGUGCACAGGCAGGCCAGUGGCGAAGCUUUUGAAGCUGACGCGGCUUUGAUGUGGCAACCGCUCACGGAUUAGAAAAGUGAAGAACUUUCCUAAAAAACGUAAUGAAACACAAGGGAAAGCGGAAAGAAAGGAAUACCACUACUUGCUUUGACGUCUUCGACUAGGUGUUUACUACCCGGGGUGCGAUUUACGAAAAAAUAAAUAAGAAAAAUAGCUGUUUAAGAUUGCAUGCAUGUUAAAACUUUAGUUUCAGACAUAGCUGACUUAAAGCCAUCCUUGCAACUCCAUGCUUGCUCAAGGACACUAUUUCUAAUGAUAAGAUCAAUCUGUGUGAUUAUGUGGAUAGAAUAGUCCUUAUGUGGAACUUAGCUGUUCUUCUGCCUUGUGGUUCCUCAGUCGAUAUGUUAAUUUUCCCGAAUCCCGACGAUUCUGUUUGAUUUAAGCUGUACGUAUGCCGAUUCACUGAAUCAAUUUUUGCUUUUUCUUAUCAUUUUCCGAACAUGGAACUCUGUAUAUGGUGUGUUAAACUGCUUGACGUAAAGAAAUAUGCUGAGAUUUAUUAAUGGAUUUAUUUAUUUGAGGUUUAUCUAAUGUAUUUAAGCAUAUAAGAAGAAAUAAACCUAAGAAUAUCAUUUGUGUA